Drosophila kikkawai is the source of this 2939-nucleotide messenger RNA. RefSeq names its product Bardet-Biedl syndrome 9 (gene BBS9). Gene Ontology annotation, biological process: cilium assembly. NCBI's taxonomy places the organism in Eukaryota, Metazoa, Arthropoda, Insecta, Diptera, Drosophilidae. Gene Ontology annotation, cellular component: membrane; BBSome. The record is from RefSeq and is a predicted model, not a curated record.
AUGUCGCUGUUCAACGUAUGCAGCUGGUGGUCUGCUCAGUGCUCUGAUCCCGGAGAGGAGUACGAUGUGGCCAGUUUGCUGUGCGCCCGUUUUGGUCUAGAGGCUCAGGAGAAGGACUACAUCAUAGUGGGAUCCCAGACGGGGCAACUGAGCAUAUACUAUCCGCACCGCAGGGGUUAUGAUGCCACCGAUUUGCUGCUGGAGACCCAGAUGGUGGCUCCCAUUUUGGGCUUAUAUGCGGGCAAGUUUAGUGGAAAUGUACGCAACGAGAAUGCCAAUCAGUUGGGCGUGCUCCUACCCAACGCCAUCGUUAUAUACAAUGUCCUGGCCAUUGGUGGACUGGCGGAACAUGGCGCCCAGCUUCGUCUUCAGUUGCAGGCAGAGCACAAGUUCCAGCGCGUGGCUUUUGGCCUAUGUCAGGGUCACUUUGGCCAGGUAAAAGGUCGCGAGUUCUUUUGCGUGGUGCAUUUGGAUGGAACGCUGACCUUCUACGAGCAGGAUGGCAUCUCCUACGAGUGUCGUUUUCCUGGAUACCGUGCCCUGCCGGCUCCGGUGGCCUAUUGCGAGCGUACAGAUAGCUUCUUUCGGUUCAGCGCUACCUGGGAUUUGCAGUGCUAUAGCUACCAGGAUCUGUCCCAUUCGCUGGUAACCAAGAGCAGCUAUCAACCCACCUGGACGCAGUGCGUUGGCGAGGGCAUUGUCGAUAUGCGAGUGGUGCAAGUCAAGGAGAACUGCUCCUACAUCAUGAUCCUGGGUGAGCGGAACUUCAUCUCUUUGGAUGACAAUGGCAAAUUUAACUUUAUGCUAAAGCUGGACUAUGCCCCCAAGUGUUUCCACAGCUUUGUAGUGGGCUACUACUGGGAACCUGGUGCCCGUCUAAUCACCGCCAUUGUUUCGGACUCCUCCAAGCUGCAUCUUUAUGAGGAGGCCAACAUUAUUUGGGCGGCGCAGUGGCCCAGGCAAUCACCUGCUCCAGUGGCUAUCCAACGCUCCAAUGUCCAGGGUCUGGCCGGAGGCAUUGUUACUCUCGGCGCCAAGGGUCAACUGGAGGUGGGCUAUCUAGGCGCCGAUCCCUUUCAGUUUCAGGUGCAGCCCCUAAACAUGGAGGAGCUGAGCUUCGCCCAGGCUCACAAGGAGCUGCAGCAGCUGGAGGACGAGAUCAAGGAGGCGGUAGAUGUACGCGAUAUGGAUGCCCUCAAUCAGCAGGCGGCGGACCAAGUGCGUCUUAGUUUCAGUAUCCAGCCGGAGGCCUGCGAUGACCUGGACACCCUGCUGCUGGACGUGCCCGCCGAUGUGGCUGUUAAGGAGUUGCCCUCGGCAAAGGGAUUGCUACGCUGCAAGAUCAAGGCGGAGCUGGCCGAGCUGCAGCUGGCUUUCCAAAUGCCGAAUGGCAUUCGUUGCAGUCAGGAUACCUUGAGUUUUGUGGACGUGGCAGCGGGCUCAAGUCAUGAGUUCAAGCUGGACUUUUACAUUGCUGAGUUGUUGCAUGUUCACAGUUUCAAGGUGGAACUGGUGGCCUCUUUUGUGAGUCCCAGGGGCAUUCCCAGGGUCAUCCAGCAGAGCGCCCACCUCCCUCUGUCCAUGUUCUAUCGCCCAUGCCAGCCUCAAAAGGCGGCUGGCAUCAAGUUGACCUACAGCAUCACCAGCCGCCAUGUCAUCCCCAAGUUGUCCACCUUUUUUGGUGAAUUUCUAGAGGAGCACAGCGAUGCUCAUGCCCUGGGCUUACAGCUGCUUUGCCCGGGUCUGGAGAAGCAAUCCGAGGUGAUAACCGUGGUGGCGGCCAAGAACUCCAAUCGCAUUCGUAUACAGUCGGAUUAUGUGGAAACCUUUGCCAUGAUCCUGGAGCGUAUUGUGGAGCGAACUCUUCAGCUGGAUAGCUCGGCGGGUCUGAUCAAGAUGGAAAAGAAGAAGCCCAAGAAGGGUGUCUUGAAUCGCUGUGUGGAGCGCCUGAUGGCAGCUCCCUUUAUACCAGCCCAGCCCAUUCUUCACAGGAUUGAUGUGCACCACGAGACCCAGCAGAGCAUAAGGAAGCAAACUGAACAACUGGAGGACCUGUGGCAGCAGUUCAAGAGCCUUCAGCGUCAGCUCCAGGAACAGUCGGAGGGCGAACCCAAAGAGGCCCUUACCAUGCAAAUCGAAUCCAACUACGACCAGUUGAUCCUAGAGGGUGAUAAGUUGGUGGAAAUACGCCGUGAUGAACGCAAACAGCGCUGCGACCUCAAUUGCGCCGUGGCUUUGGCCAAAUGGAUUAUUCAUGCCCUGAACCUGGAGGAGCGCGUGGUGAAUGUUGUUAGCUCAGUGUUGAGUGUGCCCAUCGAGGAUUGGACUGAAUUGAGCUGGGAGGAAUCCAUGGCUCCCGGCAUUGAUAUGCUGCAUCAUUUCGGACCACUUACCCGUUCCAAGUCCACUUCGACCCACGGUUUGCUGGAUGCCAACGCCAGCUCCAAGGAUAGCUUCGAUUACAGCAGAUUCCGCAGACACUUUGCCACACUCUUCGAUCGUAUUGUGCGUCUUGCAUCCACACCAGCAGCCAUUAAUACCGCUGAGGUUACAGCUCAACCGGCGGCAGAGGAGAAGCCACCGCCACAGGAACAGCAGUUGCAGCAGCAGGUGGACGAAAUCGGAAACAUGCAGCGUAUGCUGGGCGACAAGGGUCUGCCUUUGGCUCCACCCAAGCGUAGAACUAACAUGAGCAGCUCCCUAGAGGCCGUUGAAGAUGACGAGGAAUAUGACGAGGAUGAUCUUCGCGAGGAUGUGGGCUAUAGGAAAGAUUAUGGAGCCACCGACGAGGAGAAGAAUCCAGCCAAUACAAAGAAGCGAUCCGAAUGGGUCAACGAGGACUUUGAGCUGCCCACCACCGAGGAGCUGUUCAGCGACCUGGGCAUCUGGUGGUAGGUCUGGCUGGGAUUGGGGAAACCGAGUAACAAUAAACGUGCAAA